Gorilla gorilla gorilla (western lowland gorilla) is the source of this 7874-nucleotide messenger RNA. It is a transcript of the gene PPIP5K1, whose product is annotated as diphosphoinositol pentakisphosphate kinase 1. Gene Ontology annotation, molecular function: inositol hexakisphosphate kinase activity; 5-diphosphoinositol pentakisphosphate 1-kinase activity. Bases 2121 to 6626 code for a protein of 1501 amino acids. Gene Ontology annotation, cellular component: cytosol. The record is from RefSeq and is a predicted model, not a curated record. Gene Ontology annotation, biological process: inositol metabolic process; inositol phosphate biosynthetic process. The transcript is spliced from 32 exons. Lineage: Eukaryota; Metazoa; Chordata; Mammalia; Primates; Hominidae.
UACUGCGGAAUCAGUGAGUGCGAGGAUUAGUUGGAUUAAUGGAAUUAGUUGACCAAUGAUGCGGGGUGGGAUGGGGAGGCUGCAGUCAGUAUUGGGGCAAGAGUCAUAGCAAGUUAGGGAAAGAAGGCGGAACGAAGCAGCUGAUACUGAGAACAGGGAGAGGAGCACAGUUGAUCAGAGUCGGAAUGAGGAGUGUGUCUGAAGAAUUAAAAAUUGCAUUAAGAAGGAAGUGAGGCGUCCACUGUUCAAGGUGGGCAGAAAGUAGUGUUGGUGGCCUGAGGAGUUUUUCUGUGUUGGAAGUAUUCCUGCCUGGAAUUUGUAUUGAUAUUUCCUCUUCGCUACCAAUGGAGUCCACCAUCAAGUGCAUAGUGAUUUAGGAAAUUAGAUGACUAUGCAAGGAGCCCUAAAUUCUAAGGGAUAAAGAAGUUACACCGUUUACCCUCCCUUCUACCCCUCUCCAGAUCUGAUUUAACAUAGAUGUUCCUGAGAAGAUUGCCUGCCUGCCCCUCCCUCGUUACCUUACUCGCCUGUCUCCUUGCUUCUUUCCUUCCAUUCACAUUGAUUCCUGUCAGAGUAAGACUGCCCUUUAGCCCAGUGUGGAGUGUGAAGUUUUCUUUUCUUUCGCAACAAAGCUUGGGGGAGAGGCGGAUGGGGAGAAGAGCAUGGAAAACAGGGAAGGGCUCUGGGAACACCACAUUAAAGCCCAGCUUCUCCCAGAGGUGCAUCUAAAUAAAUCCUGCCUUAUUUCAUAGCUAUUUCUGUCAGGCUUCUAUUUUUGCUUUGUUAACUGGGAAUUUAGACCUUUCGUCUCUCUUCAGCCACAUAUUUGUAAACAGUCUCUUCCCUGUUCUAUUAGUUACCAUGCCCCGUUAUGUAGUUGCAGUAGAAUUUCAAGAACAUGAGUGUACUUUCAGUGGAAAACGAGGAAGGACUCAAUGGAAGAAAGGGCAAAGGGUUAGGAAUCUUAGAGUUGAGAGAAAGUCCCUGCUUCAGAGCGAAGAUAAAGAAUGCAACGAAAUUCUACUUGCUCAAACUAUACAGGGACCUUGGGAAUGUCCCAAGUCAGGGAAAUUGGGUCAGGUCAGUGAAAAGGAAUUCAAAAAAUAGCGUUUUUAUCAGGGGUAAGAGUGUGUGUAUGAGACCUGCAGUGCACAACUAGAAAUAUUAAGUCUAAGGAGAAUGUCGCACCCCCGUGGCAGUUGAGAAGUAAAGACAGCAGAUGAUGAAAACUGGAAAGGUCGAGAGGUCGAGGUCUAUAUAAAGGUCCACUAGAACUUUCUUUCUGUUUAUUUUUUUUUGAGACAGGAUUUUGAGUCUUGUUGCCCAGGCUGGAGUGCAGUGGUGUGAUCUCGGCUCACUGCAACCUCCGCCUCCUGGGUUCAAGCGAUUCUCCAGCCUCAGCCUCCUGAGUAGCUGGGAUUACAGGCGUGCGCCACCCCACCCGGCUAAUUUUUUGUAUUUUUAGUAGAGGCGGGGUUUCACCAUGUUGGCCAGGCUGUUCUUGAACUUUUGACCUCAAGUGAUCUGCCUGCCUUGGCCUCCCAAAGUGCUGAGAUUUCAGGUGUGAGCCACCGUGCCUGGUGGUCAGCUAGAACUUUUCUGGUCAAAAUUGCAAACCUCAGUUGUCGUGAAAGAGUUUAACAUAAAGAUAGAGAAAAUAGUUAUUCAAGACUAUUUUCAAAAUCUAUGAGACUAAUUACAUAUAUAAGAUAUUAUUUCUGUAAGACAAGUUCAUUUACUUAAGGAGUUUGUGGCUUUCACUAGAGUCAUUGGUCAGUGUUUCUGAGAACUUUUGGAGACCACGGAAAAUUGCUGAUGUGUGACUCAAUUUUUAUUUUUGGAAAAUAAUAACAUAUUCAUAUCCUUACAAUUCAUAGGAACAAAUGUUGACCUUCUGUGUAUUUGCUUCAGAUCUUUUUUACAAUUGACAUAAACAUUGUAGAUAAGGUUGUGGAGUACCAUUUGAAUCCUCAGUUCUAUUCUCCCUUCUCCUCAAAGGACUCAAGAGUAGCCUUCCUCGAGGACCUGCCUUUCCCAUUUGCUGCCUGAAGUUAAUGUUUCUUGCUGGCCAAAUCAGGGACAUGCCGGCAUUAGCGGGAUGAGUGGGUGUUCCGGCAGGGAUGUGGUCAUUGACGGCCAGUGAGGGCGAGAGUACCACGGCCCACUUCUUCCUUGGAGCUGGAGAUGAGGGGCUGGGCACCCGUGGAAUAGGCAUGAGGCCAGAAGAGAGUGACAGCGAGCUCCUUGAGGACGAGGAGGAUGAAGUGCCUCCGGAACCUCAGAUCAUUGUUGGCAUCUGUGCCAUGACCAAGAAAUCCAAGUCCAAGCCAAUGACUCAAAUCCUAGAGCGACUCUGCAGAUUUGACUACCUGACUGUUAUCAUUCUGGGAGAAGAUGUAAUCCUUAAUGAACCUGUGGAAAACUGGCCAUCCUGCCACUGCCUCAUCUCUUUCCACUCCAAAGGCUUUCCUCUGGACAAAGCUGUUGCUUACUCCAAGCUUCGAAACCCCUUUCUUAUCAAUGAUCUGGCCAUGCAGUAUUACAUCCAAGAUAGGAGGGAGGUGUACCGGAUCCUGCAGGAAGAGGGUAUUGAUCUGCCUCGAUAUGCUGUGCUCAACCGUGAUCCUGCCCGGCCUGAGGAAUGCAACCUGAUAGAAGGUGAAGACCAAGUAGAGGUCAAUGGAGCUGUCUUUCCCAAGCCCUUUGUGGAGAAGCCAGUGAGUGCAGAAGACCACAAUGUUUACAUCUACUACCCCAGCUCAGCUGGAGGAGGAAGCCAGCGUCUCUUUCGUAAGAUUGGCAGCCGAAGCAGUGUUUACUCUCCUGAGAGCAGCGUCCGAAAGACAGGGUCGUACAUCUAUGAGGAGUUUAUGCCAACAGAUGGCACAGAUGUCAAGGUGUAUACAGUGGGGCCAGAUUAUGCCCAUGCUGAAGCUAGAAAAUCUCCAGCUUUGGAUGGGAAGGUUGAACGAGACAGUGAGGGGAAAGAGAUUCGAUAUCCAGUCAUGCUGACUGCCAUGGAAAAGCUGGUGGCCAGGAAAGUCUGCGUAGCUUUCAAGCAAACAGUUUGUGGAUUUGACCUUCUUCGUGCCAAUGGUCAUUCCUUUGUGUGUGAUGUGAAUGGCUUUAGUUUUGUCAAGAACUCGAUGAAAUACUACGAUGACUGUGCCAAGAUUCUGGGGAACACCAUAAUGCGGGAGCUUGCCCCACAGUUCCAGAUUCCAUGGUCCAUCCCCACGGAGGCUGAGGACAUUCCCAUUGUUCCCACCACAUCUGGCACUAUGAUGGAACUUCGUUGUGUCAUUGCAAUUAUUCGUCAUGGGGAUCGUACUCCCAAGCAGAAGAUGAAGAUGGAAGUGAAACACCCAAGGUUUUUUGCUCUGUUUGAAAAACAUGGUGGCUACAAGACAGGGAAAUUAAAACUCAAGCGACCUGAGCAGCUCCAGGAGGUGCUGGAUAUCACAAGGCUGUUGUUGGCUGAACUGGAGAAAGAACCAGGUGGUGAGAUCGAGGAGAAGACUGGAAAACUAGAGCAGCUGAAGUCUGUAUUGGAGAUGUAUGGUCACUUCUCAGGUAUAAACCGGAAGGUACAAUUGACUUACUACCCUCAUGGAGUAAAAGCUUCUAAUGAGGGGCAAGAUCCACAGAGGGAAACUCUGGCGCCAUCUCUGUUGCUGGUACUGAAGUGGGGUGGAGAACUGACUCCUGCUGGCCGUGUUCAGGCUGAGGAGCUGGGGCGAGCUUUUCGCUGCAUGUACCCUGGAGGACAGGGUGACUAUGCUGGCUUCCCUGGUUGUGGGCUGCUUCGUCUCCAUAGCACUUUCCGCCACGAUCUCAAGAUCUAUGCCUCUGAUGAGGGUCGUGUUCAGAUGACUGCUGCUGCCUUCGCCAAGGGCCUUCUGGCUCUAGAAGGGGAGCUGACACCCAUUUUGGUGCAAAUGGUGAAGAGUGCCAACAUGAAUGGGCUACUGGACAGCGAUGGGGAUUCCUUGAGCAGCUGCCAGCACCGGGUGAAGGCUCGGCUGCACCAUAUUCUACAGCAGGAUGCGCCCUUUGGCCCUGAGGAGUACGAUCAGCUGGCUCCCACCAGAAGUACUUCCCUGCUCAACUCCAUGACUAUCAUCCAGAAUCCUGUGAAGGUCUGUGAUCAGGUAUUUGCCCUGAUCGAAAACCUCACCCACCAGAUCCGGGAACGAAUGCAGGACCCCAGGUCUGUAGACCUGCAGCUCUACCACAGUGAGACACUAGAGCUAAUGCUACAGCGUUGGAGCAAGCUGGAGCGUGACUUUCGACAGAAGAGUGGGCGCUAUGAUAUCAGUAAGAUCCCUGACAUCUAUGACUGUGUCAAGUAUGAUGUGCAGCACAAUGGGAGUCUGGGACUUCAAGGCACAGCAGAGUUGCUCCGUCUCUCUAAGGCACUGGCUGAUGUGGUCAUUCCCCAGGAGUACGGGAUCAGUCGGGAGGAGAAACUGGAAAUUGCUGUGGGCUUCUGUCUUCCACUGUUGCGGAAGAUACUACUUGACCUGCAGAGAACCCACGAGGAUGAGUCUGUCAACAAGCUGCAUCCCCUGUACUCCCGAGGUGUGCUCUCCCCAGGUCGCCAUGUUCGAACGCGUCUCUAUUUCACCAGUGAGAGCCAUGUCCACUCCCUGCUCAGUGUCUUCCGUUAUGGAGGACUUCUUGAUGAGACCCAGGAUACACAAUGGCAGCGAGCUUUGGAUUAUCUUAGUGCCAUCUCAGAGCUUAACUACAUGACCCAGAUUGUCAUCAUGCUUUAUGAGGACAACACACAGGAUCCCUUAUCAGAGGAACGGUUCCAUGUGGAGCUACACUUCAGCCCCGGAGUGAAAGGUGUUGAGGAAGAAGGCAGUGCCCCAGCUGGCUGUGGAUUCCGUCCAGCCUCUUCUGAGAACGAGGAGAUGAAAACCAACCAAGGCAGUAUGGAGAACCUGUGUCCAGGAAAGGCAUCAGAUGAACCAGACCGGGCAUUGCAGACUUCACCCCAGCCUCCUGAGGGCCCUGGCCUCCCGAGGAGAUCACCCCUCAUUCGUAACCGAAAAGCUGGUUCCAUGGAGGUACUUUCUGAGACUUCAUCCUCGAGGCCUGGUGGCUACCGGCUCUUUUCAUCUUCACGGCCACCCACAGAAAUGAAGCAGAGUGGCCUAGGCUCACAGUGCACAGGGCUGUUCAGCACCACAGUGCUGGGUGGCUCCUCCAGUGCCCCGAAUCUUCAGGACUACGCCCGCAGCCAUGGCAAAAAGCUACCACCUGCCAGUCUGAAGCACCGAGAUGAGCUCUUGUUUGUCCCGGCCGUAAAACGAUUUUCUGUGUCGUUUGCAAAGCAUCCGACUAACGAGCUGCUGGAUGACCAGCACCCUGUGGUCCGGUUGCUGCGCAGUUUUUCCUCUGACUGUACAGGGGGCCGGCCAGUCUCCUUGGAUGCCACGCUGGCGCAUCACCUGCACCAGUGCUCCUACCACCUGCGCCUCUUCCGGAACUGGCUGCGCUCAGGCCAGGAUGACCCCGAGUGCCUCUACGGGUUUGAAGGGUGUUCCAUGGUGCCUACCAUCUACCCUCUGGAAACACUGCAUAAUGCCCUUUCCCUACGUCAAGUGAGUGAAUUCUUGAGUAGAGUCUGCCAACGCCACACUGAUGCCCAGGCACAGGCAUCUGCAGCCCUCUUUGAUUCCAUGCACAGCAGCCAGGCCUCAGAUAACCCAUUUUCUCCACCACGUACUCUUCAUUCACCUCCCCUGCAACUCCAGCAGCGCUCUGAGAAGCCCCCUUGGUACAGCAGUGGCCCUUCUAGCACUGUGUCCAGUGCUGGUCCUUCUUCCCCUACUACAGUAGAUGGUAACUCCCAAUUUGGCUUCAGUGAUCAACCCUCCCUAAAUUCACACGUGGCUGAAGAACAUCAAGGCCUUGGGCUGCUCCAGGAGACCCCUGGGAGUGGAGCACAAGAGCUCUCCAUAGAAGGGGAGCAAGAGCUUUUUGAACCAAAUCAGUCCCCACAGGUGCCACCUGUGGAAACCAGCCAGCCAUACGAGGAGGUCAGCCAGCCAUGUCAGGAGGUCCCUGACAUCAGCCAGCCAUGCCAGGACAUUUCUGAGGCGCUCAGCCAGCCAUGCCAGGACAUUUCUGAGGCGCUCAGCCAGCCAUGUCAGGAGGUCCCUGACAUCAGCCAGCAAUGCCAGGAGAACCAUGACAAUGGUAACCACACAUGCCAGGAGGUCCCUCACAUCAGCCAGCCAUGCCAGAAGUCCAGCCAACUGUGCCAGAAAGUAUCUGAGGAAGUUUGCCAGCUAUGUGUAGAGAACUCCAAGGAGGUCAGCCAGCCAUGCCAGGGGGUCUCUGUGGAGGUUGGCAAGCUGGUCCAUAAGUUCCAUGUAGGGGUUGGUAGCUUGGUCCAGGAAACCCUUGUAGAAGUUGGCAGCCCAGCUGAAGAGAUCCCUGAGGAGGUCAUCCAGCCAUACCAGGAGUUCUCUGUGGAGGUUGGCAGGCUGGCCCAGGAGCCUUCUGCAAUCAAUCUGUUAUCUCAGGGCAUCCCUGAGAUUGAUAAACCAUCCCAAGAGUUCCCUGAGGAGAUUGAUCUGCAGGCCCAGGAGGUCCCUGAGGAGAUAAAUUAGAAGUCCUGGGUGGUCCCUGAAGUGAUUGAUCAGCUGCCUGGAGAGGGUAUUCCUCAAGCCCAGCAUCCAUCUGGUGAUCCAAACCCUCAGAGCCAGUCUCUAGCCCAUGACCAGCACUCACCCCUUCCACCAGCAACAUGUGAUUAAUUUUCUCAUUAGUGGUAUCACACUAUACCAGCCAUUUGAGCCAGCAACCUUUUCUGUUGGGUAACUCACUGGCCAGCUCUCACCAGCGGUGUCUGGGGAAGUAGUUCCCUUUGUAUGAAGCAUACCUGUGCCAGAGCUGUGCUUGAGGAGGAGCCAGUUUUAGGUUCAAAGAAGCCAUUGGCUCCUCACUUAGCCAUUAGACUUGAAUAGGAUUUCCUUGGGGUGGGUUGGUCUGUCAUUACCCAGCCUUCUCUGAGCAUCCUAGGAAAUCACAGAUUGUUAAAGGAAAUGCCACUUCACUGCUGAAGACACCAUCUGGGGACAGCAAAUGCAAAAGAGGGGACUCUAGGGUCUUCACUUUUCUGGGGAAAUAUUCACGACUUCUCAAGGUACGCUUAGACCAUAUGUGCAUUCAGGGGACUCUUGUCUUUGCCAGCACUCCUCAGGUGAGCCCGGGAUGGCUAUCUGAAAUGUCUGGAAAAUAGAGUCCCCUCCCCAAACAUCUGACAUGGCCACUAAAUCUUUAGACUUGCCUUAUAGAUCCUUCCAUAUCAUCCCCAAGUGCCCCUUCUGCCUCAGUCCUGUUCCUCUGGGCAAUAGCUCUAGGGAAAAGUAGGUAUUAGACUGCUGUGCAAAAUUCAGAGCAACUACUUAAAAUGCUCUAGAGGAUUCUUAGCCAGUCUGUGAAAGUGGGCCUCCCUCUGUGGUGGGGCUGUUUGGCUUAGGAGAUGCUGUAGUAGUAGAGAUAAUCAGGUUCUAUUUUAAGCAAUCAGCAGAGAUCAAUAUUGUACAGAUACAAGCAAAGGUUUAAUAAAUAUAUAUAUAUAUACACACACACACACAUACAUAUAUGUGUGUGUGUGUAUAUAUAUAUAUAUUUAUUUCUGUAGUUGUGCCAGGAACAGACUGGCCAAAGACCAAACACUGCAGGGUCCCCAAGAAAUUUGUCCUUAUAUCAUUGUGUCUGAGGGCCAGAUAUGAUUAUGAAGCUUUUUCCAAAGAUCCAGGGAUGGGAAUGGGAGUGGGUAGGAGAGGUAAUGCGGUCAUUGGAGUCGGGGGCCGGAACAUUAUGAGUGCUCAAUAAAUAUAAACUAAUGAGAA